AUGAGGCUGCUGCUACCUUCUCCAGGUGCCCCUCCCAGCCAGGUGUCAGCAGAGAAGGAGGAGGAGGAGAGAGAAAUAAGGAGGAGGACAGGGCUUCAGGCCUGGGUGCCACCUGGCGCCUGGAAGAUACCUGUGCCCUGGUUCCUGCUGUCCUUGGCACUGGGCCGCAGCCCUGGGGUCCUCUCUCUGGAGAGGCUUGAGGGGCCUCAGGACACUGCCCGCUGCUCUCCGGGCCUCUCCUGCCACCUCUGGGGUGACGAUGUGUUCUGCCUGCCGGGGAGCAUCGUGCCCGCUCCAGGCCCCGUGCUGGUGCCUAUGCACCUUCAGACAGAGCUGGUCCUGAGAUGCCAUCAGGAGAACGAUUGUGACCUCUGUGUGCGUGUGGCUGUCCGCUUGGCUGUGCAUGGGCACGGGAAAGAGCCUGAAGAUGAAGAAACGAUUGGGGGAGCAGCUGACUCAGAGCCUGGGGAGCCCAGGAAUGCUUCUCUCCAGGCCCAAGUCGUGCUCUCCUUCCAGGCCUACCCUAAGGCCCGCUGUGUCCUACUGGAGGUGCAAGUGCCUGCUGCCCUCGUACAGCCUAGUCAGCCUGUGGGUUCUAUAGUAUUUGACUGCUUCGAGGCUGCCCUCGGGGGUGAGGUGCGAAUCUGGUCCUACACUCAGCCAAGGUACCAGAAGGGGCUCAACGUCACACAGCAGCUGCCUGACUGCAGGGGGCUCGAAGUCCGGGACAGCAUCCAGAGCUGCUGGGACGGUGAUGAUGUGCACCUCGUGCUGGAUGUCUCUGAAGAGCAGCGCUUUGGCCUCUCCAUGUACUGGAACCAGGACUCCGACACCCAGAAACCCUGGUGGCACAGAAACCUGACUGGGCCGCAGACUAUUACCUUGAACCACACAGAUUUGGUACCCUGCCUCUGUAUUCUGGUGUGGCCCCUGGAGACCGACUCCGUCAGGACGAGCAUCUGCCCCUUCAAGGAGGACCCGCGCGCGCACCAGAACCUGUGGCGCGCCGCCCGGCUGCGGCUGCUUCCCCCGCAGGGUUGGCGGCUGGACGCGCCUUGUCCGCUGCCCGCCGAGGCGGCGCUGUGCUGGCAGGCGCCGGGCGGGGGCCCCUGCCAGCCGCUGGUCCCGCCACUGGCCUCGGAGAACGUCACUGUGAACAGGGCCCACGAGUUCCCUUUGCUGAAGGGCCACCCCAACCUCUGUGUCCAGGUCAGCAGCUGGGAAAAGUUGGAGUUGCAAGAGUGUUUGUGGGCUGACUCUCUGGGGCCCCUCAGAGAUGACAUGGUGCUGGUGGAGACACGAGGCCCCCAGGACAACAGAUCACUGUGUGCCUUGGAACUGAGUGGCUGCACCCCACUGCCCAGCAAGGCUUCCACGAGGGCAGCUCGCCUUGGAGAGCAGCUACUGCAGGAUCUGCAGUCAGGCCAGUGUGUGCAGCUGUGGGAUGAUGGCCAGGGAGCACUGUGGGCCUGCCCCAUGGAAAAAUAUACCCACCAGCGCUGGGCCCUGGUGUGGCUGGCCUGCCUCCUCUGUGCCGCUGCGCUUCUCCUCUUUUUCCUUUUCAACAAGGACAACGUGAAAGGGUGGUUGCGGCUCUUGAAGGAGGACGUCCGCUCGGGGGCGGCUGCCAGGGCCCGCCGGGUUCUGCUCCUCUACUCUGCUGACGACGCUGGCUUCGAGUGCCUGGUGGGCGCCUUGGCGUCGGCGCUAUGCCAGCUGCCGCUGCGCGUGGCCGUGGACUUGUGGAGCCGUCGUGAACUGAGCGCGCAGGGGCCCCUGGCCUGGUUCCACGCACAGCGGCGCCAAACCUUGCAGGAGGGUGGCGUGGUGGUCCUGCUCUUCUCGCCCGGGGCAGUGGCACUAUGCCGCGAGUGGCUGCAGGACUGGGGCUCCGGGCCCCGGGCGCACGCCCCGCACGACGCCUUCGCCGCGUCGCUCAACUGCGUGCUGCCCGACUUCUUGCAGGGCCGGGCGCCGGGCCGCUACGUCGGGGCCUGCUUUGACAGGCUGCUCCAGCUGGACGCUGUGCCCGCCCUCUUCCGCACGGUGCCCGUUUUCUCGCUGCCCUCGCAGCUGCCCGACUUCUUAGGAGCUCUGGAGGGGCCCCGCGCAUCCCGCACGGGGCGGCUCGGGGAGAGGGCAGAGCACGUGUCCCGGGCUCUUCAGCCCGCCCUGGACAGCUGCUUCCGGCCGGGAUGCGGGAUGGGACCUGGGGCGGGGGACGGGACUUGAAUAAAGGCAGAAACUAUUUUUCUA
Molecule: messenger RNA, 2256 nt
Organism: Choloepus didactylus (southern two-toed sloth)
Lineage: Eukaryota; Metazoa; Chordata; Mammalia; Pilosa; Megalonychidae
Gene: IL17RC
Product: interleukin 17 receptor C
Exons: 20
Coding region: 1-2232 (743 amino acids)
Molecular function (GO): interleukin-17 receptor activity
Source: RefSeq, a predicted model, not a curated record